Messenger RNA from Zymoseptoria tritici IPO323, 1878 nucleotides. RefSeq lists its product as uncharacterized. Bases 1 to 1878 code for a protein of 625 amino acids. The transcript has 3 exons. The record is from RefSeq and is a predicted model, not a curated record. Lineage: Eukaryota; Fungi; Ascomycota; Dothideomycetes; Mycosphaerellales; Mycosphaerellaceae.
AUGCAUGUCGCACUGCAUUUCCUCUGGCACCUUUCGCUCUGUCUAUACGCCUGUGCCCAAAGCGACAGCUCCAUCGACUUCGCCGGUAUCGACGCUCCGCCCGCAUUCGAUCAGGCAUCUGAUGACGGAUUCUUUGGCUACUACCCUACCCGCGAGUACAUCACGGAGGUGGACUUGAAUACGCCGCGAACAAACUUCGUCCAAUGGAGUCCUGAAUGCAACGAUGGAGCCUACUACUUCAUCACGCCUCGAGGUUGGGGCAUUGGAAAUCCCGGGCCGAUGCUGCUCGACCAGCGGGGUGAUCUUGUAUGGGCGCACCACUUCGAGAAUGACUUUGGUGGACAGGCGUACGAUUUCACGGUCCAGAAAUAUCAAGGAAACGAUUACCUCACAUUCUGGCUGGGUGACGAUCGUGUGCGAGGACAUGGCUCCGGUUUCUACUACAUGCUGAAUGCUUCAUACGACAUUGUGCAUCGUGUGGGUGCUGCCAACGGACUUUCUGCUGACCUUCAUGAAUUCUUGAUCACUCCUGAAGGGACAGCGUUGAUGACCAUGUACGAAGUUGUGGAAUAUGAUCUUUCGAGCUUUCCGGACUACCACCCAGACGAAGAAUCUCUCGGACCGUCGUACAUCUGGGAUUGUCUCUUCCAGGAGAUCAGCAUUGAGACAGGCGACCUCCUGUACGAGUGGCGAGCAUCCGACCAUGUCAAUAUCUCAGCCACUUACCGCGGAAUUGGACCGGGAGGCUCCAAGGAUGACCCCUUUGACUGGUUCCACAUCAACAGUAUUGCCAAGGAUGAGCUCGGGAACUACUUGAUCUCUUCGCGGUACUUCCACAGCGUGUUGUAUGUCGAAGGUAGGACCGGAAACAUCAUCUGGUCGUUGGGAGGAAAGGAGAAUGAUUUCAUGGAUUUGAGCGGAGGCAAUGCCACGAACUUUGCAUGGCAGCACGACGCUCGCUUCUUGUCUACCGACACUUUUCCCAGUCUAUACAGCCCUCCCGAGGAGAAACAUGGCAUGACGACGCGACUGAACGAACCUCGCGAUGCAGACUUGAACACCCUGAAAGUCCAAGAAAUCAACGGCACAUCAACAUCCUACACAGUGCGCGUGAUACAGUCCUACGAAAACCCGCAGUCCGUCCGCUCCUCCUCCCAAGGCUCGGUCCAGAUUCUGCCACCUUCCUCUCCCGGCCAGGAUCCGCGGAUCCUCGUUGGCUAUGGUCUGAACGCGGUUUGGAGCGAGUUCUCCGCCAACGGCACUGUUCUCUGCGAUGUUCACUACGGUGCUACAACUUCCUGGGAGCGCGGCGACAUUCAAAGCUACCGCACCUACAAAUUUCCGUGGAUCGGACGUCCGAACGAGCCGCCAAAAGUCGAAAUUAGUGACGACGACUUUGAGGUAUAUGUUUCGUGGAAUGGAGCGACGCAAGUGAGGACUUGGGUUUUGCAGUGUUCGGACGAAGCAUCCUCCAAUGAGCGAGCUUGGGAAGAUGUUGUCAGCGUUAAAAAGACUGAUUUUGAGGAGACGAUUGCCAUUCCCGAGGACAUUGUCGACUCGCGCUAUCUCCGCGUCAUUGCCUUGGAUGCACACGAUCGCCGGCUUGAGUUUGGCACAAGUAGAAUCUUGGACCGGAUCACUACGGUCGUGGGUGCGCAGCGCUGGAUGGAUGAGCUGGCGCAUGCAAUUACCGUACCAAAAUUGGCGAACGGCGUGCCGCCGUCGAGGUCGUUGCUAUCGAUGGUAUUCAUGGCGUUGACCGUGUUGGGAGUGCUUCACGCAUAUCGGAGAUUCUUGUCGCGGAGGGUGGGAACGAACAGGGCGGGUCCGAUGAGGUGGAAACAGGGGAGUAGGUAUCGUCUGUUGAGCGAUGCGUAA